Molecule: messenger RNA, 2062 nt
Organism: Esox lucius (northern pike)
Lineage: Eukaryota; Metazoa; Chordata; Actinopteri; Esociformes; Esocidae
Gene: thap11
Product: THAP domain containing 11
Exons: 1
Coding region: 510-1355 (281 amino acids)
Biological process (GO): regulation of transcription by RNA polymerase II
Cellular component (GO): nucleoplasm
Molecular function (GO): RNA polymerase II cis-regulatory region sequence-specific DNA binding
Source: RefSeq, a predicted model, not a curated record
GCAAGCUUCGAGCAGCCUUAUUUGUUGUUUUUUUAAAGAAAAGUUCUGAUGUUUUUUGAGAGCUCGCUGGAUAUUGUUUACGUGAUUGGCUCCCGCCUUUAAAAUUCAAGUGAACACCCGCGAGAUUAGAGUUUAGGGAAUAAGAAAAUAUAGUUGGAUCCCCAUUUUGGGAUUUGUAGUUUAUUAAUGUUCUUAGUUGUUAUUCGCACUUGUUUGGACACCAGUUGUACUGCAUGCAUAUAAUCCGACAGUAAUUAACUUCGUACCUAUUAUUCAUAAAUAACUCUAAUAUAUUAACUGUGCGCAACACUAAACAAAAUAUAUAUCUGUGAGGUGCUGCCUGAGCAGCUACAUAGGACACAAAACAGGAAGUUGUAAGCAUUGUGGGACGUGUAGUUCCGCUUCAAGGCCGAUCAGCUUGAUAACAGCGCGACGAAAAACGAAACAAAAAUAAAUUAGAUACAACUUCAAUAAAAUAACGCAUUUAUCAGAUAUUUGUUGAAGUAAACAUGCCUGGUUUCACCUGCUGUGUCCCUGGCUGCUACAACAACUCGCAUCGGGACAGAGAGCUGCGGUUCUACACAUUUCCAAAGGAUACCACGCAAAGAGAGAUUUGGCUCAAGAACAUCUCCCGGGCCGGGGUGAGUGGCUGUUUUAGUACCUUCCAACCAACUACGGGACACCGCGUCUGUAGCGUACACUUUUCCGGUGGAAGAAAGACAUACACAAUUCGAGUACCGACGCUCUUCCCGUUGAGAGGAGUGAAUGAACGCAAGAGUCGAAGGGGCAGGAACAGGAAAGCGUCUGUGGCUAGUCAUGCUCCAGGCAGCACCAUUGUCAUCACCAACGUUGUUUCGGCAGCCCACGAUGCCGCUGAGACCGCUCAGAGCGAUGCAGGCACGGACACACCAACUACGGAUGGGCCUCUCGUGGUACAGAUCGGCCCUGACGGUGAAUAUCUCGGUGCUGUAAAUCCACCCGCUUUGAGUGAGGGGUCCUGUUUGACUGCAGUUGUCUCCAGCUCCACUGACCUGGCCGGGGGCGACGAUCCCCCUGCAGACGCCGCGGCUACUGUACAACAGCAGACCGUGCAGUACUACAGUGUUGUCAGCAGCCCUCCAGACCACGCAUACUCGCUGACCACCGGGACCACCUCGGCCGAGUUGUUGCGAAAAUUGAACGAGCAGAGGGACAUCAUUGCACUUAUGGAAGUAAAGAUGAAGGAGAUGAAAGGAACCAUCCGCCAGCUGCGAGUGAACGAGGCCAAGUUACAGGAGGAGGUGCGAGAGCGGGACCGUUUACUGUCUGCAGGAGCAGCGGUGGCCGCGGUGCCUGUGGUCAGGAAGAAAAUAUAACAGUUUUCACCCAAAGGAUGGAUAGCUCAUGACCGACUCGACUUAAAGACUCAAACGUGAGAUCACACCAAGGGAGUAAUGGUGAACACUGCAAACCAUCUUUUGUACAAAAGCGAUGACAAUUUAUUUCCAAUAGAGGAGAUAGAUACUUUUCAUCUGCUAAUGCUAUUACUGGCUAGUUAGCUGAUAGGAAUAAUCCCAUAGUUGCCUAUAAAACAUUGGGGGAGGGGGGGGGGCAUUUAAUUAUUAGGUCUUUGUUUUGUUGUAAGGUUUGUAUUUGUUUGUUUGUCAGUGUCUGCAGCUGAAUUCUCUUUGCAGUAUAUUGAAAACCAGCUUUUUUGCUCUGAGGUUCUCCGUGAAAGCCAAGUUGUGCUGCAACUGUACCCUGGAGGAGAUCGGUGUUGGGCAUCAUGGGAUGAUGUGUGUUUUUUAGGCGCCUAUGUCCUUCAGAUGCCUUCUUGGGCAAUGAGAUUAAUGUCGCCAUCUGAUUUUAAGAACUUUACUGCAUCAGAGGGUAACUGUGACUUCACAUUUUAACCUUCUCUCCCAAUCGGUUUGAUAUCUGCAGAUAGUUGCCACCCACACUUGGAGGUUAUGUUAACCUCUGACUGUUGAACUUAGACCUUACAGCAAUGACCGUCGUGAUGAAUGACUGUUCUGAAACUUAAAUCAUAUCAAUUUGAAGUAAAUUUCAUUUUGAAAUAAUA